GGUCCUUUACGCUUCAGGAGGGGGCUGCUGUACUAUCGUAAUAAUAUAUGUAAGAGAUUGAUUAGCAUGCUCCAUAUAUGGAUGUUUCAGGACGAUGUUCGAGGCAAUCUCACGUAUACAUAUUUAAAAGCCUUCGGGGAUUCCUAAAUGAUUUCAGUUUCCUAUCUGCUGCUAGUUUGAGCUUCUCUACCACAUCGUGUAGGAGCACUGUAAUUGUGGAACGAUGGUGGAAAGUACCCUUAUCAAGGGAAGGCAAACCUCCAAGAUUACACCCUCGAAGGCACAAAGUCUUUAAGUUUGUGGAAGACACCAAGCAUUCGAGCAAUGUGAAUCUGGAGCUAAUACUCACCCAAAAUGUGGCAAAAUUGGGGAGUCGAGGGGAUGUGGUCUUUGUGAAAAAGUCACUAGGACGUAACAAACUUCUUCCUGAAGGCCUUGCUGUAUAUGCCUCACCUGAAAAUAAGGCACUAUUUGAGCAGGAAAAAGAGCGAUUACUUGAAAAGCCAGAAGAAAGAGUUCAGACUCAAACUGGAGAGCUGACUGUGGCCUUUUUGAAAAAAUGUCAUCUCACAGUUUAUAUGAGAACAGAUCUUACAUAUCAGUUGAACAAGGAUAUUGUUUGCCGACAGAUGCUCCAGAAGCUAGGGGUAUUUGUACCUCCACAUGCUCUGACAUUGCCUGAAGAGCCAAUUACAACAUUAGGAGAGUACUGGUGUGAUAUUACGGUAAAUGGAAUUGACACAGUAAGGAUACCUAUGUCUGUUGUGAGCUUUGAGACACAGCUUGGGCGCAAGAAUAAGCACAGCCUUAAGAAGCAAAGUUUACAUGCAGAAACCAAAGAUGAGGAGAGCAAAUCUUGAAAGAUCAGCUAAUUUGUAAUUCUUUUUUUCAAUGAACAACAAUACUUUCUUCCUUCUGGACUGUCUGGCUAUUGUGGUAAACCGAAUUUCAAAGGAGACAAGUUUGACUUUCACUGGCAAAAGAGGAAAAAUGAAAAACUGCUUUAAAAGUAGAACUUGUAAGUGUUGCAUUUCAACAUUAUACAAAUAAAUAAUAACUUUA
This is a messenger RNA of Polypterus senegalus (gray bichir), 1062 nucleotides long. RefSeq names its product mitochondrial ribosomal protein L9 (gene mrpl9). NCBI's taxonomy places the organism in Eukaryota, Metazoa, Chordata, Cladistia, Polypteriformes, Polypteridae. Gene Ontology annotation, biological process: translation. The record is from RefSeq and is a predicted model, not a curated record. Gene Ontology annotation, cellular component: ribosome; mitochondrion. The transcript has 8 exons. Bases 78 to 860 code for a protein of 260 amino acids. Gene Ontology annotation, molecular function: structural constituent of ribosome.